GUCGAGGCAAUUCCACCGACGAUCUUGAAACCGAUGACAAGACCCAUAUGGAAAUAUACCAGUCCCGGUGAACUCGCCACUAGCGGAAUCUACUCACAGGCCGAUCUUGAAGAAUUUAAAGAUCAUAUUUUAUUCCCUGCCGAGCGACCUUCUGUCCUUAACACAUUAGCAAGAGGAAUGAUGGGACAAGCUACCACUAUACACGGGGGAUCCUUCAUGAAUUUGCUGGACGAAGCAGCUCUAGAAAAAUUAGCAACCUCAACAUGGGACAGGAUAUGGGGGAAAUUUCUUAUUUUCGGCAAUAUUAGUGCCGGGUUACUUGGCAUCGUAAUCAUCAUCAGGAUGAUUAAACUCAUAUUAGACACUAUCCUGCAUGGUGUCGCCUUACAUUCUGUUUUUGGUUGUUCCUUAUACUUAAUAGGAGCCCUUUGGGACUCCCUUACCCAACUAUUAUUACACUUCGGUGGGAAGAGCAAAACUGGAGACAACCACCCUAUGGGAACACAGGAAGUCAAAAGUUUGAAAAACCUCAGCAACGAUCCCUCACCUAUAAUUACUGCGCCAUCUUGUCCACCCAACGUCAUUGAAUACCAACAACUUCGAUCUACCUUCCCUCAAGAAGACAGCAACUCAUACUCUUUAAGCCUCACGGCGUAAUGUACAAUAAUUAAUCCUUCACUCACUCCGUUUGCUCUUAUUACAGGAAUGGCCAUAUCUUAUAUCAAUACUCACUUGCUGACACGGGGCCAACUACCUGUAUACAUCACACGGGUAGAAUCCCCUACCCUUUUUUGGGUCCAACUAGAAUAUACUAGAACCAGGCUUACGGAACUACAAGAAGAUCUGAACUGCCUGAUGGAGAGAAGGAGAAAACGAUACACCUUGUUUCCCCACGCCGUCCACUUGAAACAGGCAGUAGCGGUAAAAAACAAAGGUAAUUGGUACAGAGGAGAGGUCACGGCCAUCCAUGCGAACUCCGUGACAGUACAUUUGGGUGAUUGGGGCCGAAACACGAAGAAGGCAAUGUGGGAAGUAUACAGGCUGCCUAAACACCUCUGCGAAGAUUCGUGGUACGCUAUAGCCUGUGGGUUGUGUGGAGUUGAACCCACAGAUCCCGGCUCCACAUGGGGAGAUAAAGCGCGAUCCCUAACAAGAGCUUUAAUUGAAGACGAAAAGGGAUCGAUGAAAAUUAAAAGGACUACCGCAGUUCGAGCCGCAGAAAUCGACCUACGGAUUCAUUAUAAAAACCAGUUGGGAUCCGUCAUCCUGAGAGAGGAAUUAGUACGGCUGGGACAAGCACAGUUAACCACCGAUACAAAUCAACACCCGCACCCGUUUACGCGAUAAGUAUACUUAUUAUUAUUCUAAUUAAUAGGGAAAACGCAAAUAACAAUGCGCGAUAUACCUUCACUCACGGGUACAUAAGUGCACAUAUGCGCCUUUUAUUUUCGCCUAUAUAUAUAUAUGUUUAUAAACUCCUAGACUUAUAAAUAAUCACUUAUAUCUACAUACGCAUAUGUAUCUCUAUGCGUUCUUUCUUUUUC
Molecule: messenger RNA, 1544 nt
Organism: Odontomachus brunneus
Lineage: Eukaryota; Metazoa; Arthropoda; Insecta; Hymenoptera; Formicidae
Exons: 2
Coding region: 34-657 (207 amino acids)
Source: RefSeq, a predicted model, not a curated record